This is a messenger RNA of Oppiella nova, 3306 nucleotides long. The record is from the annotation of a GenBank genome assembly. Lineage: Eukaryota; Metazoa; Arthropoda; Arachnida; Sarcoptiformes; Oppiidae.
AUGGAAAUUCUCAUUGGAAACUCCAAGUGUUUGUCUGACGACGAGAGGAUCCGAUUGAGAGAUGAGGCCAAAGAGAUGUUUAGUCACGCGUACGACUCGUAUAUGACGUACGCCUUCCCGGCCGACGAGUUGAUGCCCCUCUCCUGUAAGGGUCGGUACCGACACUCAGAGCCCAAUAGGGGUGAUGUGGACGACGCGUUGGGCAACUUCUCGCUGACUCUCGUCGAUACGCUGGACUCGCUUGUGAUAUUCGGCAAUUACAGUGAGUUCGAGAAGUCUGUGGCGCGUGUCGUACGGCACGUGCACUUCGACACCGAUGUGGUGGUGUCGGUGUUCGAGACCAACAUCCGGAUGGUGGGCGGCCUCAUCAGCGCUCACAUACUCGCCCACUAUUUGCAAGAGAAGUACAGUCUUAUGCUGUGGUAUUCGAGUCAACUGCUGGAGAUGGCCAAAGACCUGGGCUAUCGGCUAUUGCCUGCGUUUAAUACAACCACUGGAAUACCUCAUCCCAGAAUUAAUCUCAGACAUGGUCUCAAAUCCUCAAACCUGGGCUCCGCUCGCGAGACCUGUACCUCAUGUGCCGGGACUAUGAUCUUAGAGUUCGCCGCCUUAAGCAGACUUACAGGCGAUCCUAUAAAAGCCCGAAUCUUAGAGUUCGCCGCCUUAAGCAGACUUACAGGCGAUCCUAUAAAAGCCCGCAAAGCCAUGGAUUAUCUGUGGGCACAGAGGCACCGACAGUCCGACUUAGUGGGGAAUGUCAUAAAUAUUCAUACGGGAGACUGGAUUAGACGAGAGUCGGGUGUUGGCGCUGGGAUUGACUCGUAUUACGAGUACUGUCUGAAGGCAUACAUACUAUUAGGCGAUGAGAGCUAUUUGGAGCGCUUUAAUCGUCAUUACGCGGGUGUCAUGAAGUAUGUAAGUCAGGGCCCACUGCUGGUCGACGUAAUGAUGCACAGACCCCACAGUCCGGCCAAGAAUUUCAUGGACUCUCUGCUCGCCUUCUGGCCCGGCCUUCAAGUACUUAAAGGGGACUUAAAGCCCGCCAUUGAGACUCACGAAAUGCUGUAUCAAGUGACGCAAAAACACGGUUUCCUUCCCGAAGCGUUCACCACAGACUUCAACGUCCAUUGGGCUCAUCACCCGUUGAGGCCUGAGUUCUUGGAGAGCACUUACUUCCUGUACAAAGCGACCGGUGAUCCCCACUAUCUAGAAGUGGGCAAAACAGUGCUCACAAGUCUGCAAGAGUUGGCACGAGUCGAGUGCGGCUUCGCGUCCGUCAAAGACGUGCGAACCGGUGGUCACGAAGACCGCAUGGAUUCGUUCGUUUUGGCCGAAACUCUUAAAUAUCUUUACUUAUUGUUCGCUCGAAAAGAAGACAUCGAUUUAGAUUUGGAUGAAUUCGUGUUCACCACUGAAGCACAUCUGUUGCCCCUGUGGUUGGCCAACACCAACAUCACGGGCGGCAAAACUACUCACAAACUAAGGGCACAGACAUUACUCUCGUAUAGCGAUGAGAGGUAUGUCCGCGAAUGUCCUAAUACUCGGCUAUUACUCGGCAAACAUCACGGACUCAACUAUGGGAACAGUAUUCGCACAAACAUGAAAGACUUUGUGGUGAAGUCGAGUCAGUCGUCCAAUUAUAAGCAGCCGAUGCGCUCGAAAGGAUCGCGAUUUGCAAAACUCAAAGCGUCUGAGUUCUCGGCCACUAAUCGCGAGCACUUAGAAAUCGUCAAACAGAUGGGCAUUACUGUCGUCGUAUUGGCCGACGGAAGGGUCCAAUUGGUGCACAACAGCGUCGCCGCCGCCACCACUGAGGACGCCGAAGAAGGCACUCAAUUCAUGCAAGAGAUGAUCGCUUUAUCCAAACAACAGAUGAUUCAAAGCGAACAGAAGUUGAGAUCCAUUUCGUUCGCAUUACCGAAGAGUGGUUCCAGUGAUCUCAUGGUGCGAAUGGUGUUGAGUGCGGGUCCGGCGCAGUUCGGACUCGACUUGUCCAACAUCGACGAGUCCAUCGACGGCAAUGUCGUGCUGUCCGAGCCGUUGAAUGCGUGCAAAUGGCCGCUCAGGAAUGGCCUGAGAAUUAGCGGCAAGAUUGUGGUGGUAGAGCGCGGCGACUGUAUGUUUGUGGACAAAGCCAGACACGUCCAGAGGGCCGGAGGUAUUGGUGUGAUAGUCGUGGAUAAUGUGCUGAACACGAGCUCCAAGUCGUCGCCUAUGUUCGCGAUGUCCGGCGACGGACACGACGACGUCGACAUUCCGGUGCUCUUCCUAUACUGGGAAGACGGACACACACUGAGACACGCCAUCGCACAGCACCCGCACCUCAUCCUAUCAUUAAGUGUACAAAACUCUAACAUCACUGAAACGCAUAGUAUUGUCGACGAUAGUGAUACAGACAUCGAUCUCGUCAACAGUGAGUCCGAUAGUGAUAGCAAUAGUGGUAAUAGUGGUCACACCGACAAUGGUGUCAAAGGUGUGGCACAUGUGGUCGAUGUGACCGACGAUGUGUUGGGUUCUGCCGAAGCCAUAGACAUCGAUAAAGUGCUGAAUGUGUUGAACGCAGACAUAUCUGACAAAUACAGCGAUUAUGUGAACAAAAAGUUCAAAACUCUGGACAAUAAACUAAUUGAAGACAUUUGGGAAUCAGUGUUCAAAUCGACGGUCAAAACAAUGCAAGACGUGAUACAAUCGAAACAAUACAGAAAUGUUGAGCCAAUUGUGAGGCAAGUAUUCAGAGCCUCACAGACGUUGUCAGACGUCAAGAAAACUAUCACUCAUUGGAUUGAGUUCUUGAAUGAGGAGAAGCGCAGAACCAGUCGUUUCUGUAGUAAUCCAUUAGUGGACUCCACGGCAUUCAAGAGACCUUACAGUGUAAACUAUUAUAGACAGGUUCUCAUGGGAUUACCGUAUAUCCUAUCGCGCCGUUUGGCAAACAGCGAUUAUUUGGUGCGAUUUGUGUGGGUUUUGCAUCACUUGGUCUAUACUUUGCAUCAAAUCAUUGAGUUCUUUGUGGACAGGGAUGUAAUGGACGUACGGUUCCAACAGGUUAUAGAAGAACUCAACUCGAAGAAUGGAAUGUAUGGCGACUUCGGUCCCAACGCUUCCAUUUGGUCGCGAAAGAAGAAGAAGUUCGUCAAAGAGGCGUUUAUGAGAUUCGUGUGCUUUCUGGACAACUCAACCAAUUUGAGCCGAUAUUCGUUGGAAUCCCUUCCUCUCCAGAACAACAUCUCCUUCUUGUGGUCGAAUGCCAUGGAUUGUCGGCCAAAGACGGACAGAAUGUCGACAGUUAUGCGACCCUUCGGUUGA